AUGAGCGAUACCGAACCUCUCCAUAUUCCGGCCCUUGCCGCUGCUUCUUCAUUCGCUCCUUUCUGGCCUGAAGCGCAGAGCUGGGAUUCCUUCCUAGAACGCUUCAAAGUAUUUCUUCAAGCCCAUGGGCUGACCGACCUGCCUGAGAGGCGCAAGAAGGGGGUGUUCCUUCAUUACUGUGGGGCAGAGAUGUUUGCCACUGCCUGCGCCCUCUCCGCUCCUUCACCUUCCCACGCAAUUCCUUUUGACGUUCUUCUCUCCCGCCUCAAGAUUGAUUAUGAGCCGGCUCCCUCCCGCUACGCUAGACGAAAGCACUUCCAUCAUUGCAUCCAGCGGGAGGGCCAGUCCAUCGCUCAAUACGUGGCGGCCCUUCGCACCGCUGCCAUGGACUGCGAGUUUCUGGAUCUGGACGAUGCUCUUCUGGAGCAAUUCAUCUACGGGCUCCUCGAACUGAACCUCCACCAGCGCAUCCUCUCGCGGACUGAGUUGUCCAUGAAGAUCGCUGUGGAUGAGGCCAGGGCGUACGAAAUGGCUGGACAGUCCACUCCUGAUCUCCGCCGUUUCCCGCCCUCAGUCUUGGCCUCGCUUCCUCCUCCGUCCUACCAGUGCCAGGUGUCACACGAAGAGCCUUGGUCCGACUUCGAUGCCUCCGUCGACCGGCUGCACUCUCUCUCCCUCAAGGACACUGGCUCGUGUCUCAGCUGCGGCAACCGCCACCAGCGUUCCUCCUGCCGUUUCCGUGCCGCACUUUGCCACCAGUGCGGCAAGAAGGGCCAUAUAGCUGCUGUCUGCCGUUCUCCUGCUUCGGCUCCUUGGGCCUCCAGGGCUCCCAUCGGCCAUGGUCUGGCCUCUGUGCCUUCUUCUGCUUCCCGCUGCUAUGCUGUUUCCGAGCCUGAGGGGUUCGCCCCUGAAUGGCAGAUGGAUGCCACUUCUACCACAUCCGGCAGCCGGGGUAAGAUGCAUCUCCGCGUCUUGCUGGCCGGCCGCCCUUGCCAGAUGGAGCUCGACACCAGCUCCUCGAGAACCAUCGUUUCCUGGGACAACCUCAAACAACUUUUCCCCCGCUUCAUGCGGAAACGACUGUCUUUUGCCUCUUGCCUUCUUCGGGACUACCAGGGGUCUCCUAUUCCUGUCCUGGGGUGCCUCAUGCUGCCGGUCCAGUAUGGGCGGUUCCACGGUCCCUUGCCCCUCAUAGUGGUCAGGAACUCCUUGAUCUCUCUCCUGGGGCUCGACUGGUUCCGGGCUUUUGGGUUGUCCAUCGCUGGCAUUAACUCCCUCUGGCUGACUUCUGACAUCGACCUGCUAGUGGCAGAGUUCGCUGAUGUAUUCAGCGAGACCCUGGCUUGCUACAAAGGCACUCCAAUCUCCCUAAACCUCGACCCCCUGAUAGCCCCCAUUCGCCUCAAAGCCCGCAGAGUGCCAUUGGCACUGCAGGCUAAGGUGGACACUGAGCUGGACAAGCUCAUCUCCCAGGGCAUCGUUGAGCCCGUAGACCAUGCCCCCUGGGAGACCCCUAUUGUGCUUCCCCUUAAGUCGGACGGCUCCUUGAGGGUCUGUGCCAACUACAAGGCCACUGUCAAUAAGGCCCUGCAGGCCCAUCCCUACCCUGUUCCCGUCGUCCAGCAUGUGCUGCAUUCCUUGGGUCAGGGCAAAAUUUUCGCAAAAUUGGACCUGGCCCAGGCUUAUCAGCAACUGCCUGUGGACGACGCCACUGCAACCGCCCAAACAAUCAUCACACACUGGGGGGCGUUCCGCUGUACACGCCUCCAGUUUGGCAUCAGCGUCGCCCCCGGUCUCUUCCAGGGACUCAUGGAGCGCCUGCUCCAUGGGAUCCCUGGCGUGAUGCCACACUUUGAUGACGUCCUGAUUGCCGCCCCGGACCAAUCAGAACUCAUCUCCAAUCUACGGGCCAUCCUCUCCCGUUUCUGAGCUUCAGGUCUACACCUGAAGUGCUCCAAGUGCUGCCUUGGGGUUUCCGCUGUCGACUUCCUCGGGUUCUAA
Molecule: messenger RNA, 2001 nt
Organism: Thamnophis sirtalis
Lineage: Eukaryota; Metazoa; Chordata; Lepidosauria; Squamata; Natricidae
Source: RefSeq, a predicted model, not a curated record